Molecule: messenger RNA, 651 nt
Organism: Ilex paraguariensis (yerba mate)
Lineage: Eukaryota; Viridiplantae; Streptophyta; Magnoliopsida; Aquifoliales; Aquifoliaceae
Source: the annotation of a GenBank genome assembly
AUGGCGAAUAGGGUCGAUCACGAGUACGACUAUCUAUUUAAGAUCGUGUUGAUCGGAGACUCUGGUGUCGGAAAAUCCAACAUUCUUUCCAGGUUUACCCGAGAUGAGUUUUGUUUGGAAUCCAAAUCCACCAUCGGAGUUGAGUUUGCCACCAGAACGCUUCAGGUUGAUGGGAAGACAGUAAAGGCCCAGAUUUGGGACACUGCAGGCCAAGAAAGGUAUCGAGCUAUUACCAGUGCCUACUACAGAGGAGCUGUUGGUGCACUCCUUGUCUAUGACAUAACAAAGAGGCAAACCUUUGACAAUGUCCAGAGGUGGCUCCGCGAGUUGCGAGACCAUGCAGAUUCCAACAUUGUCAUCAUGAUGGCUGGAAACAAGUCAGACCUAAAGCAUCUCAGAGCUGUCCAAGAGGAUGAUGGUCAAGCUUUGGCCGAGAAGGAAGGACUCUCAUUUCUUGAGACAUCAGCAUUGGAAGCAUAUAAUGUUGAGAAGGCAUUCCAAACUAUUUUGACAGAGAUAUACCAUAUCAUAAGCAAGAAAGCACUGGCAGCCCAGGAAGCAGCAGCUUCCACUGCGCUUCCAGGUCAGGGGACCACCAUCAAUCUUGGCGAUGCAUCCGGGAAUGUGAAGAAAGGUUGCUGUUCUAGUUGA